Molecule: messenger RNA, 2058 nt
Organism: Hemibagrus wyckioides
Lineage: Eukaryota; Metazoa; Chordata; Actinopteri; Siluriformes; Bagridae
Gene: rpia
Product: ribose 5-phosphate isomerase A (ribose 5-phosphate epimerase)
Exons: 9
Coding region: 155-1006 (283 amino acids)
Biological process (GO): D-ribose metabolic process; pentose-phosphate shunt, non-oxidative branch
Cellular component (GO): intracellular membrane-bounded organelle
Molecular function (GO): ribose-5-phosphate isomerase activity
Source: RefSeq, a predicted model, not a curated record
AGACGCUUGUUGUAACAUAAUUGUUUUUAUAUGACUGUUAUAUGUAUCCUGACAUAUUAACUUAACUUGUAAUCUGAUAUACAGGGUAAUUAAGCGGUGGAGGCGUUAACGAACACUGAGUGUGUUGUAAGCCUGUGUGGCCUGCUGAAGGGUGAUGAAGUGGCGGAGGUGGGCUGAGUUCAGCGUCAGGUCUACACUCCUCUUUUGCUGGUCUGCGCCUCGGUGUCGCUCCUCCUCUUCCUUACAGCUCCACAGGUUUCAGCAGCACGUGUUGGAGAGACGCUGUUACAGCACCGUGAUGGCUGAAGAGGCGAAGAAACUGGCCGCUUAUGCUGCCGUGGACAACCACAUCCAGAACAACCAGGUGGUGGGAGUGGGGAGUGGCUCCACCAUAGUCUAUGCUGUGGACAGGCUGGCUGAGAGAGUAAGGCAGGAGAAGUUGAACAUUGUGUGCAUCCCCACAUCGUUCCAGGCUCGACAGCUGAUUCUGCAGCAUGGCCUGUCCCUUUCAGAUUUAGACAGACACCCAGAUCUGGACGUGGCCAUUGAUGGCGCUGAUGAGGUGGACGAUUCACUCGCACUUAUUAAAGGAGGCGGAGGAUGCUUGACUCAGGAGAAAAUCGUAGCCGGCUGUGCCAAACACUUCAUCGUCAUUGCUGACUACAGGAAGGACUCGAAGGCACUGGGGCAGCAGUGGAAGAAAGGCGUGCCGGUGGAAGUGGUCCCGAUGGCGUACGUGCCUGUGUCCAGGGCCAUCACACGGCGCUUCGGAGGGGAAGCUGUGCUGAGGAUGGCUGUCAGUAAAGCGGGCCCAGUGGUGACUGAUAACAGCAACUUCAUCCUGGACUGGAAGUUUGAGCAUGCUCAGAACUGGAAAGAGGUCAACACUGCCAUCAAAAUGAUCCCAGGUGUUGUGGAGACUGGCUUAUUUGUAGGAAUGGCUGAGAGAGUUUACUUUGGGAUGGAAGAUGGAAGUGUGAAGGUCAGAGAUGCUCCAAUGAACUGAAGAAACACAAAAAGACAGAAGGUCCUGUCCUUUCCUGUCCUUGACACCUCAAGUGCCAGUGCAGUGUACACAAACACACACACACACAUCACACAGCUCUAUGUGUUGUCUACUAGAAGUAGCAGAAGCCCCUGCUGGCAAAGCCGGUACACCACUAGAACAUUCCCUAUAAUCUGUAAGUUUAUGUGUAAGUGUUCUGUGAAAUUAUACACACAUCCAUCAGGCGGGUUUAGAGAUUCUCUGUGCUUUUUAUUUCGUUGUUCAUCGUCCUGUUAUUGUCACAGUUUGAGUCGAUGUGAAACCCGCUGAAUCAUCAUGGCCUCCGUGUAGUGCAGCCUAAACAAGAAGUCAGAUUAUGUCCAAGCCUAUCGAAAUGAUUAUUAUUCAUGGAAGAUCUGGGAAAAUGCCUCUUUUGUGUUUCCCACACAUUCUCACACACUGCUCUUUGUGCCUCAUUCAGUCAUUUUGUUAAAGUUGUUGCCUUUUCAUUUUACUUUUGUUUCAAUUCAACCAAAGCAUAACAAGAAUCUACACACUGUAUGGUAUCAGUACACCAAUUUACAGUUUCUGUUUUCUGUAGAUUUGUUUGCAGUUCUCUCAGAUUUCUGCAGACUAUUGUGACCAAAACAUUUUUUUAUAUAUAUAUUAAUUAUUCUCACAAUCUCUUUGUGUAGCUUGAGCAGUUUAGACAGUUUGUCGAUGCUCACAUUUCACGAUAAACCCGCAUGCCUGUAAAUUUAAUUUGUAAACUUUAUCGAAUGUGCCUGUAGACACCGUCAUCAGAUCAGGGAUUUAGAGUACCACUUCACUGGCUCACCCCAUCAGGCCUUACCUUUACACACCUUCAGCUAUGUGUAAUAUUAGAACAGAUGUUUAAUAUCUGGAAUGGGCAUUAUGGAUUUGAGAUGGUAUUUUACGCACCAGCUUUAUUUUGGAAAUUUUGUUACCAACAUUACUGUGAUAUUCUGGUUUUGAUUUGUGAUCAGAAUCCUAAACUGUUAUUCUGUUGACUGAAUAAAUAUAUUAAAAGAGGACUGUUGACCUAAGCUGGA